Molecule: messenger RNA, 7212 nt
Organism: Pectinophora gossypiella (pink bollworm)
Lineage: Eukaryota; Metazoa; Arthropoda; Insecta; Lepidoptera; Gelechiidae
Exons: 40
Coding region: 1-6993 (2330 amino acids)
Molecular function (GO): protein-containing complex binding
Source: RefSeq, a predicted model, not a curated record
AUGGCUCGAUGGAAGCGGAGACCUCACAAGGUAUGCGUGGACGACGCACAGCAGAGACAAGAGAUAUAUGAGUGGUGUGCAGUGCUAGGCCCAUACCCGAUGUGGAUGACAACGGACCGCUUGUUCGUGUUCCUGUACGACCUGCCCGACACGGUGGCGUGGAAUGGCGUGAUGUGUAUCCUGACGAUGGGGUGUGUCAUCAUGGUCUCCAUGGACAUCGUCACCGCAUUCUCGUUCUUCGACAUACCGGUCAGCCUCGCCAUCGAUAUCGGCCCCGACACAUACCCAACUAACGAUAUGGAACGUGUCCUGGCCAUCUGCCUGAUGAUAACUGGCACCCUGAUAGUGACUGGCGUGUGUAUAGCCUCCUUGGCACUUAUCAUUGGCAUCUAUUUGGCCCCCGAAGAACAGUUCCGCUCAAGAUUUCGCAUCAUCAUGAAUGAAAUGACAGACACCCACGUGCCGGUGCUCAUGAAGGAGAAGGUAGAGACGUUCUACAGAAUGUACUGGCACAAGCAGAAGGCAGUGUCGAGCACCGACCUGCUGCCGAUGUUCCCGUCAUCACUUUCCUCGGCUAUAUUUACUGACAUUUACUUUGAGGCGCUACAAAAGAGUCGAGUCCUGUGUGACCUGUCGUAUUCGUUCUUGGCCGAGACAGCCAAGUACAUGAAAACUAUCAACUACAUACCUGGGGACACCAUCAUCAAACGCAACUCCAGCAAGUCUGACAUCAUCUACAUCUCCUAUGGUGAUGUCGAGAUGUUGACGGCUGAGGAUGACGAGACGCCAAUCCUGCGGUUCACUCGCGGCUCCAUCAUGAAUCCUUGCGGUGGCUGCGUCGAGGUGGCCGGGUCGCAGGCGCACGUCGCGAUCCGCGCUGCCACCUUCUGCACCGCACACAUCCUCAAGACCUCUGACCUGUGGAGAGUUGCUGCCAAAUACGGCAGAAUCAACGGGCAGUCUUUCAUCCUGCACUCUUCAUUUCUCGAACAUUUCGAAUUAGUCAAGAAGCACUAUGCAGGACAGAAACAUCCACCUGUCAAGUACAAGAGUACUAUACUGAAACUGAAGCGUAACUUGAUGGCGCUGAAGGAGGCUCGUGAUGACAAUGGCAAGUUGUUGCUCGGGCGCACUGACAUGUUCCUGGAAAUUGCUGGCUGCUACCUCAUGAGGAACCGGUCGGACUCGUCGCUCACCGAGGAGUCUGACACGAUUUGCCUGCGGUCCACGUUCCCGUGCAUCCUGCAGCCGCUGUCCUCGCUGCAGAUCGCCUGGCAGGCGUUCGUCUCCUGCGUCACAGUCCUCGUUACUAUUCUGCAUCCGUACUAUCUGUGUUUCUUGCUCACGAUACCAGCAGAGUUCUCAUUCUUCAAUUACGUGUGUACUUUUAUCUACCUCAUGGAUAUUAUCGUGCAUUUAUCCAUCGGAGACAAAAUAGAAGAAGGGGUGCCGAUAACAUUCACGCAAACGUCAUCCCAGCAGAUCAAGAGCUACUGGUUCAUGUUGGAUGUACUCGCUGUCAUGCCAAUGUUCGAGUUUAUCUGGAACGGACGUUUCACUGGCGUCAACAAACUUUUGAAAAUACCUAAGGUGUUCCGUCAACUUCAACAUCUGGAGACAGUGUUUGUGUACUACGCAGACGUUAUUCGGUUUAUGUCCUACUGCGCGCUCAUCAUGGUCAUCUGCUGGCUGGUAGCGGCCAUCCAACAAGGAUUCUGGUGCUUCGAGUUUGAGUACUGCCAAAUAAAGGACCUGAAUAAGGAGCCGUAUUGGACUUACGGCCUACUGGACGACGGCCCCGUGGGUAUAAGACUAUACUUCAGCAUCUACUGGGCUGUCUCCAUCGUUACCUUCACAUCGCAUAAAACAUCUGCCACGACAAAGGCGUCGUACCGCACGCAAAAUUUCAUGAUGAUACUUUUGGAGGUCUGUACCUUUGUCCACAUCUUGAUCGAGGCCGCCUACUCUGCCAACAUUAUGGUAACAGAAAUUGUAAGGGAUCGGUACAACACCUGCAUAGACACGGUAAAGCAGUUCCUCAUCAAGAACAACGUGGAUCCUCUCCUGAGACAUCGGUUCAUCACGUACCUGCAGCUGUGCUGGUUCACCGACAAGGCCUACUCCAUAACCCACGAGAAGUCUUCGAUCCUGUUCGACCUUCCGAUACAUGUGAACCAGGAGUUGUUGAACAUGCAGCGCAGCAAAUACAUACUCUGUAUACCGUUCAUGAAGCUACUCAAUAAAGCGAUGCUGAAGGAUGUGUCGUCGCGAGCUCGCCUGUUCUACACGUCACCAAAUGAGAUCCUCCUGAAUACCGGUGACAUCAGCAAUGAGAUUUACGUCAUCAAGCAAGGAUACUGCGAGGUAUUGAAUCCAGAUACGAAAGAAGUUGUCAAUUUAAUUACUGUCAGGAACCAUUUCAGUGAUCUUGAGUGUUUGUUACGAAUCCCUGCUUUCUACACGGUAAAGGCAGUGACCCACGUGCAAGUGUUCUCCAUCUCCAGGAAGCAGCUGGAGAAGACUUUGGCCCUACCCGCGUUGAGGAACGCCAUACGCUAUGCGCGGACCUUGCCGGAGUACGAGUAUCUGCAGAAGCGGCGGCAGCAGUUCCUGACCUACAGCAUGCCGCCGAGCCCCGCCAACAGGGAGUGGUUCCCCCUACCCCGCAAGCACGAGCCCGACACCGCCUUCCUGCUGCCCUUCACCAGGCUCGGCUUCUUCGCCAUCCUCAGAUACGUGUUUCCGCGCUUCACGAUCCGGCCGGACAGCCAGUACCUGAAGCGGUACGAGUGGUUCCGCGGCGCGUGCGCAUUCCUCUGUACGUGUAUCUUCCCGCUGUACAGCAUGCUCGUGCUGCAGUGGCCGGAGCUGAGCAGUGUCAAAAUUGUGCUGGACAUCUGUGCUUACUUCGACAUAAUCCAACGCAUGCUGAUCGGUUAUUUCGACGACAAGGGUAUUCUGGUGUACCACCCGGCGAGCACCGCCGCCCACUACAUCAAGGGCGCGUUCCUCCUGGACUUGUUUGCUUGUCUGCCGCUCGAGGAGUUGGACGGUGUUCGGAGAAAUAUAUACUUGAAAGACGGAGCGUACCGCCAGUCGAUGACGUGUACAAUAUUCAUGUACAACCGGCUGCUGCAGAUGUAUCGACUGCCCAACGCACUCGACAUCUUGAAGGACUACAUCGAUCGACAAGACAUCAUAUUUAUCAUCAAAGCGUUCCCGCUGCUGUUGGCGCUGGUGAUAGUGACUACAUCCAUCAUAGUGGAACUGUCGGUGCACAAGUGGGCCGUCAUCGCCGGUGGGUGGAGGAUUGAACCAGCCCUGGAUCCGGUGCAUGGCAGCUGGAUCAACCACCGCAAGUAUGUUGUUCAAUACAACAUGACGAGGGAUCCGUGGAGCAUGGUACUGACCACCUUCUACUGGGUGGUAUACGAGUCCACCACCACCGGCUUCGACCUCAUCGAGCCCACGAAUCUCGACAUGAUGUUCUACCUCGUUGUCGGCAUGGUUUUCGCAAGCGUAAUGACGACGUACUUCAGUGUCCGCGUGAUCAGUAUCAGGAGCAACGUGAACCAGGCGCUGGCGAACUACCAGGACCACAUCAAGGACAUCAACGUCUUCAUGAGCAGGGAGAAGGUUGACCCAGAGUUACGGCAUGAGGUGCUACAGUACUACGAGUACGUAUGGGACAAGACAGGCGGCACCGACUACCGCACCGUCCUCAAGCUGUGCGACCAGAUCACUCUGCGCACUGACGCCAUCUUGCACGUGUACGGACAAACGUUCGCUAAGUGUCCUAUCCUAUACGAGUGCGACAUAUCGCUACUGCGCAUCCUGGGCCGUGCGGUCCGCAGCAUGUACUUCCGCGCCGGCAUGGUAAUCAUCGACCGGAUGGACAUCAUCUCCCACCUCUACUUCAUCGACUACGGCACCAUGGACCUGCGCUACCAGGAUGAUGACGAUCAUAUCCGCACCAAGUUGCCGCGUGGAAGUCUGCUCGGGAACUUGGAGAACAAGAAGACUGUAGCAUGCCCCAACAGAUUCACCGCUUGCACCAAUUUGCACUUGUUGAGAAUUAACUCGCAAGUUUUCCAUAAACUCAUCCAGGACUUCCCGACCGUUAGAAUACUCAUGAAGAAGUAUUUACCGAAUAACGAGAAUUACAUAAUAGGCAGCUUAACCGACCCGAAUAAGGUGAUGAUGGUUUGGAAGGAGCGUGUCCAGAGCACUGCUAUGAUCGACGCAAGAACCUCUGGCUUCGUCAAAUACUUCCACCCUGACUGCAAAGCCAUGCAGAUAUACUUGAUAAUUGUUUGCAUGGCGGUUGUGUAUGGCGACGUGUACAAUGCAGGAUUCCAGUGCAACCAUAUCAUCCUUAUAGGAGUACUUUACUUGCUCGACUUAGCGUUCUUUUUGAAGAUCAUCCUGACUUAUCUGUUGCCAUACGUCACUGAACAAGAGUCAGAAGCUAGGAAUGCUCUCAUCAACUCCAGGCAAAGGUAUUACAAGGGAGAAUUCAGAUUCGAUAUAAUGUCGUGCAUACCUUUCGAAAUCUUCUGUUUGUUGAAUGAGGAUCCUUGGUCCGUGUUUGCCUACUAUCGUCUUAACAGGUGUUUGAGGACGAUAACGGUGAAUGUAUGCCUGAGCCGGUACAAUGAGAAGUUGAACAUUAACCUGAGCGUCAUCACAGUGAUGUCUGUGUUCAUCUGGUUCACAUUCCUGCUGCACUGCUACACGUGCGUGUGGGUGCUGCUCGGGAGCAUCGAGGAGCAGAACAGUCCCAACUCCUCGUGGCAUUGGAUGAAAAAAGGCCCUGGAAAAGCGGAAUAUGUGUGCGGCAAUGAAUACCUGUGUGCAAUAUACUUCGUUAUAACCACGUUCACUCAAAACGGUUGCGGAGACAUAUUGGCAGCGCAACGUUCAGAGGUGGUCUUCGUGUGCAUACUGAUGUUGUCGUCGACAAUGAUCUACAUGAUCUACGUCGGAGAGUUCUCCAACGUGAUCCACUACUCCUCGUUCCGCUGCUUCCAGUUCUACAGCAAGUACCUUGAACUUCAGGAAUUCCUGCGUAACAACCGCGUGGCGAGCAACCUGGUGCUGCUGACGAAGGCAUACAGCCUACACCUAUGGCGCGAGGCUCGCGGGCUCCAGAUGCCACACUUCCUCAAAUCGGCCCCCGACGUGCUGAGACACAGGCUCAUGUCUGCUGCUUACCUGCAUCACCUUAAUGCGCAUCCGCUUUUCCAAGAUUGUGAAUCUGCUUUUCUGCGCCAAUUGACGGGAUAUCUGGAACCAUUCUAUUAUAAUGACGGUAUGUACGUCGUGAGAGAGGGAGAAAUAACGAAUUCGAUGUACUUUAUCCACCAAGGCCAAGUGUUAGAGGUCGACGAAGACUUAGAAGAGAUCAUCCAAGUUUAUAAAAAAGAUCAGAACUUCGGAACAGUGCAGGGUUUGCAUCGUGAUACUCCAUUCAAGCUCUCCUACAAAACUAUAAUCAAAUCUCAAGUAUUAACACUUUCCUUAGACAAAUGGGAAUAUUUACUAACACAUUUCCCUGAAAGUAAAGAUAAGAUUUAUAAAAAUUUCACGAAAGAGGAUGGAGAUAAAAGGAAAGAAUCCAAAAACUACGAUGAUAUCGAUCAAAAAAAAAAGCCUGCCAAAGUACCGAAAAACAUACAAACUGACGUGAAAAAGAGAUUUGGGUUAACGACCGCAUCUCAAGGAGUAGUGCGAACUGCUGAAUCCAAACCAGGUUUAGUAGAUCAACCUCUAGCCGACGACGGGGCACUGCCAGAGACUGGAAGUGCACGAUCUGAAGGAUCUAUUAUAGCAGCCCGUCAGUUCGCCGAAAAAGCUCUGGCAAAAGUUCAAAAGCACGGACCACAACAAAGUACUGUUGGAAAACCGCCUCUACCUCAGAAAUUAACAGAACCUCUAACAGAGGAACAACCAGAAAAAGAAGCAGAAGAACCUCAAUUUAAGUGGCCUAUUAACAGUAGACGUAAAUCCUCUUUUGUCGACCCAGUAGAACAGAGAAAAUAUGAUAGUGAUGACGAAGAAGAAGAGGAACCACCACCUCAGCCUCAACAGGGUAGACGCAAAUCCACUGUGCUAGGUAUUGAUAAAGCUGCAAUUGAAGAAGAGUUGAGGCUUAUAUCUGACGAUAGGGGUCAGAAAAAAGGAGCUGAGGAAAUUUCUCCUUGGCCGUUACAUAGUAGAAGAAAAUCUUCUGCACAAGAUAUAUAUCCAGAACAAAAACAAAGUGCACGUGAAUCAGAAGAAGAACCCCCAAUGCCUUCUUACGAUAGACGCAAGUCAACUGUUCAUAACGUCGAUAAAGAAGCUGUUGAGAAAGAGUUGGUAAGUUUGGCUGAAGGUUUUGAUGCAGGUGCUACUACCUCUGUAGAGACUAAAUUGCCUGUAUUCCCUCAGGAUGACAGAACUUCAGAACAAGAUAUAGAAUUAGAUGAUAUCAAACCUCCUGACCAGGAAAAAACUGAAGAAACGUAUUAUAUGCCUGCUAGCGAAGCAUCAGAUGAACCAUCCUUAGUACAUAAAGUAGCAAGUGACAUUGUACUUAAGAAAGCCCCAGAACAACCCGAACUACCAGAGAAUUUAACUCUGUUAGAUGAUAGACCAGAAAUUACAACUGACUCGCCAGUAGAUAGUGACGACGAUGAAGAUGCGGAAAAGGGUAAAGAUGAGAGUCUUUCCACUAAAAAAGCAACAAGGUCUCAAUCUAUAUGGGGCGUAGAAGAUUUCAUAAUGCAAGACAAAUCUCCAACAAAUAAAGAGGAUAAAAAGUCCAUUCAAGACAUUCGUGAAGUUGCAAAAAUUGAAAAAAGUGACACUGUAAGUGUAAUGGAGUCUGAAGUUGAGCUUGGGGCACAUUCAUUGGAGCCUGGCGAAGGUGCACGCGACGACCAGUCGCUACCCAGCACGUCUGGAGGCAAGUCGCUUGCGAAAGGCAAAAAGAAGGAACCAGAGAAGUGAUUUGACCAGAGAGUACUUUGAAAAUGAUGUUUCGCUUCCACGGUAAUGACCAGGAACCUCGAAUCUCUAUAUGAGUUUUAACUUAGGAGUGAGACAACCAAGAGUUUUAUAAAAUAGGAAUAGAAUUGUUAAUUUAAUUUUCUUUUAGUAAUGGUUGAAGAAAUAUUUUCUGUUCAUUAUUCUUUGAUUACAAUUGUUGUUUUUGUUCACUAUAAUUAU